Halichondria panicea is the source of this 649-nucleotide messenger RNA. RefSeq lists its product as uncharacterized. The coding region runs from base 16 to 492 and encodes 158 amino acids. The transcript has 5 exons. Lineage: Eukaryota; Metazoa; Porifera; Demospongiae; Suberitida; Halichondriidae. The record is from RefSeq and is a predicted model, not a curated record.
UCUGUGGUUUAACUUAUGCCAAAGAAGGGGCUAUCACAGCUUAAACAUAAAAUUAAUAGUGAUCUCUUCUUCAACACCUUUGCCUCUACCAAGCUGUUAUCUACCAUGGGAGACCGAGAAGACAUGCUAGCCCAGAUGAAGGUGCACAAUGACAAGUUUAUGGCAGCUUUUGCCAACAAUGAUCCCGAUUCAAUUGGACCACUCUACACCACUGACUGCAAAGUAAUGCCGACUGGGCAAGAUGUCAUUGAAGGAAGAGAAGGUUGUGUUGGAUACUUUGGCUCUGUAAUGAAGGACUUGGAUGUGCGCAAGUGUGUUGUAAUUGUUGAUGAAGUCGGCCCCUGUGAUGGGGAAACUGCAUACGAGAGGACUCACUUCCAGAUGUACAAGAGUGAUGGAUCUCAAAUUAUUGAUGGAAAGUAUGUUGUAAUUUGGAAGAAGGUUGAAGGAAAAUGGAUGUACUACAUUGAUAUCAUGAACUCCAACAACUAAUAUAAGCUAUAUACGUACCGUCAAGAGAAUUUACAGUGUGUACUGUUAGUGGCUAUAUAGAUUAUAUGAAAGUAACUUGGUAAUUAUAUCGUAAUUAUCAUACUUGUUAUACUGUCUUCAUGUUACAUUACAUAUAAUUUUAAUUUGCUAUAAACCA